Messenger RNA from Athalia rosae (coleseed sawfly), 3553 nucleotides. Its product is annotated as nose resistant to fluoxetine protein 6-like. The coding region runs from base 1295 to 3469 and encodes 724 amino acids. Gene Ontology annotation, molecular function: acyltransferase activity, transferring groups other than amino-acyl groups. The record is from RefSeq and is a predicted model, not a curated record. NCBI's taxonomy places the organism in Eukaryota, Metazoa, Arthropoda, Insecta, Hymenoptera, Athaliidae. The transcript is spliced from 13 exons.
ACUGAAUUAAUUAGGAAUACCUCCUUCGCUGAACUACUAGCUGACGCGGAAAUGAUAAUUCCAAAUCUGAUGACCGUUGCACAUUUUGUCAAAGGUUGUUCAUCUACCCGUUUGCGAAACAGCGCGGCAUCGCGACUCAGGUUUACACAAUCGGUGAAGGUGCAUUUCAUUAUUGAGUAAUACUAUAUAUAAAGUAGCCAUAAGUCGAAAUGUAAUCUUAUCAACUUUUACUUUAAUUACAUUUUUUUGUUUUUUUUAUUUUCCAAUUUGAUUUCUCCGGAACGAGCGGUACGAUCUUUCUUUUCCUCCAUCGGCUGCGGACGCUGCUUGUAAAAAGUGGGGGGAAAAUUCAGCGCGAAUGAACACCCAUCCUGUGAAACAUUUAAAGGCGCGAGCCACAUGAACCAAAAAACCGAAACCAUCGACUCUUGAUUUUGCAAAGUUUCCCCCACGUUUCCCCCACGCUUCCCCGAGUCAGAAGCUACGUAAAAGAUGACUGUACAUAUACAUCGUUCGCAAAUAGUAAAUUGUAGGCUUCCCUUCUCCUUGAGCACAGCUGCCGAAACUGCCUUCGGUACUUCUGCAGCGACGAUUUUCUGCUGAAUUGCUAAAACAAUCUGAUUCUGCUUACCACUGACCAGUGGCAUGUGAACCAGUUACAUCACGGACACCAGACACGUCCAGCGAAUUAUAAACUUGAAGUGGACAACGAGGUAGUGCGUCAAGUUGAUCGCAAAAACGCAUUUCGCAGGCGAUUGUCUCUCCCGAGUGACAAACGUGCUGAAGUAAAGUACACGUCGGUUGUUUGGUUUCUACAUGAAAAUUAUAGUAACAUUCGUAACGUUUAAUUUGAAAAAUGAAGUGCACGGGUAUCCAAAGUAAAUAGUUAUAGUACUCGAAGUAAUAGAAAGGAAAAAAUCUAUGUUCACAUCGAUGUGAAGAAAGACGGGGAUUCUUUACUUACAACACCCUGAUCUUCGGAAAAUAUCGUUUUCCCUCAUAAUUUGCAGUGAAUGAUCGUACAGGGAAAAAUUUAAUCAGACCCCGUUCAAGUGUGGUGAACGUUUAAUGUUGUGAAAUAAUAAUCGUUCAAUGUCAUUUAUACUAUACAACAACUGACGGGAAAUGUUGGAUUGCGAAACUAAAAUUACCGUAAAUAAAAAACAAUUAGAUGAAUAUUGAAGUGGAGUCGGAAUACGUUGAGAUAUUCCGUUUGAAAAAAGACGCUUAAGGCAAAUUCAUGAUUUACUGUGACUGAAAGAAAAAACGAGCAGAACUUUUAAAAUAAUCAAUCAUGAUCUUAGUAGGACAAUUAUUGUCGAUAAUCCUUCUGGUAGGACUGAUACAGGGGAUCAAAAUCGCAUCCGCCGUAUCGGAAAAUGUGAACGUAUCAAAACCGCAACCGUCGGAAAAAAGUGAAAAAGCGCAAGUCGAAGUCGUCUACGAAAAUCAUGGAGACGACAUGCUUCCCGUCUUGUCAAGAGAUUUGACGCUCCUCGGACACGCUAUUGAAAUGAUCGACAACGAGGACUGCAGAAAUCAGUGCAAGUUAAUGAUGUCUGGAAUCCGUAAUCUGACUUCUUGGGCCGUGAAAUUUUACGAUGCGUCUGGAAAAUUUCCCGAAGGAGUACUGGGCGGUUCGUUGUACCAGUUAGGAAAUUUUGACGAAUGCCUUCAGAUCGGUCAAUCCGACGACGCACCACCGGGAGUCUAUGGCCAGUACUGUCUCGGUGAAGUCGGAAUCGGGGUGCCCAAUCUUUAUCUCGAUAGGAACGGUACCAUCUGGGACGAUUUCAGGCCUUCGAACGACAGAUCCCGGCAAACGAUCACCAAACUACACUGGGGUAUCUGCGUACCCUCGGUAUGCCAACCCCAAGAAGUCGAGAAGGUGGUCCGCACGGUUCUCGCCGUAGCCUUCAGUGGUUCUCGUUUGAAAUUGACACCGAGAAUCCCGGAGAAAUCUUGCUACAAACAGACCACUGCGGUUUACUCUCCUAUCGACAUUGUUUACACAUGCGCGUUAAUAUCGUUGACGUUUGUUCUGAUCUUCGGAACAGCCUUUCAUAUCAAAUACUUGGUGAGAAGUGAAGAAGUACCCGGAGGUUAUUUGCCUCAAUCGUUGCUGGCAUUUUCUGUGAUUUAUAAUUUCAAAAAGUUAAGAGGAGGAACGCGAUCGACAGGAAUUAAUUUGGACUGUAUUUCUGGAAUAAAAGUUACCGCUAUGAUCAUGAUAAUCGCGGGUCAUUCACUGAUUUUCGUCAUCAGCGGGCCCGUGCUCAAUAUCAAUUUUUGGCAAUACGCAGUGACCAAAGUUGAAAACGCGGUCUUCCUCAACAACCCUCUUUUGGUCGACACGUUUCUUUUGCUCAGUGGAUUCUUGGUGUCUUGUAUCCUUCUGAACGAACUGAACAAAGGAAAGAGGAUAAACUUCAUCAACAUUUACGUGAUGCGUUACGUGAGGUUAACUCCGGCUUACAUUCUCAUAAUCGGCCUCUACUUAACUUGGUUUCCGCGAAUGGAUUCGGGUCCGAUGUGGUCUCGAGUGUACCUAGAAAGAGAUAGAUGCAUGACUUCAUGGUGGGCCAACCUACUUUAUAUAAACAAUUACGUAAAUACCGACAAACUGUGCAUGUUCCAAUCGUGGUAUUUGUCGGUCGAUACCCAACUCUUCAUUUUGGCCCCGUUCAUGAUAUACCCGCUGCACAGGUGGCCGAAGAUCGGAGAAUCGAUCCUGGCAACCGCAACGGCACUUUCGAUCCUCGUUCCGUUUGUCAUCACCAUUAGGAACAGCGCAGAUCCAACGUUGAUGGUUUACAGCGCCGAACUGAAGGACAUAUCGACGAAUAACUUUUUCCUAACAAAUUACAUCAAGACGCAUAUGAGGGCGUCGUCCUACUGCUUCGGAUUGGCGUGCGGAUACAUCGUACACAGGAUACACUUGUCGGGUCAUAAGUUAUCGAACAACACAGUACGGAUGGGAUGGAUUCUCGCGAGUUUAUCUCUGAUAGGUUCUUUGCUAUCCAUCACGAUAUUUUACGGACCCAGAAGAAACUUUACACCGAUAGAAGCUGCGAUCUAUGCUUCGUUGCACAGAGCUUUUUGGAGUCUCGGUACCGCUUGGGUAGUGUUGGCCUGCGUAACCGGCAACGGAGGUGUGGUGGCUAAAAUCCUCCAAUGGAAGCCGUUUUUACCGCUCAGUCGGCUGACCUAUUCCGCCUACCUGGUGAAUGGAAUGGUCGAAUUGCACAGCGUCGCGACGACGCGAAGCCCCCAAUAUCUCAAUAACUUUAGCUUGACGCGACAGCUCAUGGCUCAUUUGACGGUCACGUUUAUGGGCGCUCUGAUUCUGUCGAUGGCCUGCGAAUCACCGAUGCUCGGACUGGAGAAGAUCGUUCUAUCCGGAGGUAGAAAAAACAACAAAAAUGAUAAAAAGGAUGAGAGCGAAGAGACCAACGCGACAGACGCCUGAAUAAUUAUAUGAAAUAAAACCGAAUUUGUAAAUAUCUACAAGUACCUGCUUCCCUUUUAUUAUAUAUACUGGAUUAUUUAUCAA